AUGCUUAAAGGCGCUAAGAAAGCCAUUGUCCGUACACCCCACAGACUCCUGGGCAACAAGAGCAUUGAGGACAAGAUUAUCAUUGAUUGGACAAAAGACUUUGUCACAGCAGACGAGGCGUUAUCACAAGUGGCAAGAGAAACAAAAAAGUUUGCAUCAACAUGGCGGGACAUUUGCUCGGCACAGGAGUCACUGUCCCUGGCGUUCCGAGAGAUUUAUGAGCCAAUUCGCGACGAAAAUGCCUACCGCGUGGUGCAGGAGACCCCUGAGAGUUCCUUGACAGCUGUUGCUCAGUUUAGUGAGUUUGUAGGCAGUGCCAUGAAGGAUGCAAUUGACCCUUACCUUCAAUCCCUGGAGGGCCCAUUUUCUACCCGGAUUGGUGAGGCUCAGGAAUGCCUUAAAAGUGUGCAAAAGCUUCUCACCAAACGUGAACACAAAAAGGUUGACUUUGACCGCAACAAUAAUGCCCUUGAACGUCUCAACAAGAAACGGCACGGUGGUGAGGCUCUUUCCGAAAAGGAGCAAACAUCUCUGGCCCACCAGGAACAAGAACUUGAGGCUGCUACGGAAAUGUUUCACGAGCUGGAUGAAAAGGUCAAAUCAACUGUUCCAUAUGUUCUCACUUACAUGUCGGAGUUCCUCAACCACAUGACGGUGUCCUUGUACUUAACACAACUCAAAGUUUUUGAGGAGGCCCAACGACUACUUGCCAAUUAUGCUCAACCCCAAGGCCUGUCUGGCCAUCUUGUUUCAACCGGUGUUACCAGCCCCCAGAGAAGCACCAACGGGCUCGGAACCACGGGUCCUUCGCCCUCUCCGCUUUUCACUGGAGAGCCCAGCGAUUAUGUCAACAUUUUGGAUUCGUGGGAGGCUCGCUAUGUAAUUACGCAGCCUCGAUAUGAAGAAGGAAUCUUAACAAUUAAGGAGGGCAAGACAGUAGAGACACCGAUUGGCCAAGAGCGACUGGCGCGACGCCAGCAGGCUAUGGAGCGUGCGCAACACAAGACCAAAAACGUGGUCAAGACCGGGUUGCAUGCGACUCAAGGGUUGGUCCACAAGGCUUUUUCAUUUGUGCCCAACCGCUACGUCAAGGACAUUCAGUUUUCGUCUGCAGAGCUGGGCUUUUUCAGCGCGGAGGCCGAUCUGUUGCAAGCUGCAGAGCACGAUGCAAACCACCUCCACGGUAUCAUGUCUACACCAACUUCUCCAGUGUCUGGUGGUGCUGGUGUUAGUGGUCACCAUAGCAGUGCCAGUGUUGGUGGAGUUGGUACGUUUGGAGCCGGCUUUUCAUUCUUUAGACGUCCAUCGCCCACCACUUCUAAUACCAGUUUGGCUAAGACUCAUUCGUCACAGGGACCUGUGCGGUCGCCGAGUACACGGUCUGCACGCACGUUGAGUAUGACUGAGGAUUCUGCAGGGCUCGGGUUCCAUUAUGGCCGUAGCCCUGUGACAAGCUUUGAAGAUGUUGCUGCAGAAGCCGCUGAAGAGAGGGAAGCUAAGGAGGCUCUGCGAACGCGUGUGCGCGCGUCCAUGUCAACAGCUGCGCGGACGUGGACACUUGGUGACGAAGUGAGUGACCGGCUACGCAGCCGUACAGUGCUUGGGGAGCCGACACCGCAGCGCAAUAUUGCGCCUGAGAAUGAGCGUGCGCGUGCGUUGUUUACAUUUGGUGGGGAAGAAGCUGGCGAUGUAUCGUUCCAAGCAGGUGACGAGCUUACAAUUCUGGACCAUGGAGACGAAACAGACGAUCAAUGGUGGUUUGGCCAGACACAGGAUGGCCGGGUGGGGCUUUUCCCUCAGACAUAUGUGCAGGUGCUGUGA
Magnusiomyces paraingens is the source of this 1821-nucleotide messenger RNA. RefSeq lists its product as uncharacterized. The transcript has a single exon. Gene Ontology annotation, biological process: endocytosis; actin cortical patch localization; plasma membrane tubulation. Gene Ontology annotation, molecular function: protein binding; lipid binding. The record is from RefSeq and is a predicted model, not a curated record. Gene Ontology annotation, cellular component: medial cortex; actin cortical patch; Rvs161p-Rvs167p complex. Lineage: Eukaryota; Fungi; Ascomycota; Dipodascomycetes; Dipodascales; Dipodascaceae. The coding region runs from base 1 to 1821 and encodes 606 amino acids.